This is a messenger RNA of Lagopus muta (rock ptarmigan), 3141 nucleotides long. It is a transcript of the gene CCN5, whose product is annotated as cellular communication network factor 5. Gene Ontology annotation, cellular component: extracellular matrix; extracellular region. Gene Ontology annotation, molecular function: integrin binding; heparin binding. Gene Ontology annotation, biological process: signal transduction; cell adhesion. The record is from RefSeq and is a predicted model, not a curated record. Bases 221 to 1645 code for a protein of 474 amino acids. Lineage: Eukaryota; Metazoa; Chordata; Aves; Galliformes; Phasianidae. The transcript has 4 exons.
AAACAAAAAACCUGACAGUAAUGCCAUGGGAACCGCAGAGCACAACUUGGGGGAUGAAUCCCCAGCCAUGAAAUGACACGUGUGGUGCAAAACACAGAUGGGGUACGUGCUCCAGAGGGGAAGGGUUGUAACAGUGUCUACACGAUGAGCUGCUCAAGUACUGCUCCAUGCUCCUGCAGAAGGCAGAACCUGCGUGAUGUGGUGAGUCCAAAUCCACACCAUGUGCAUCCAACCCCAUGUGCUGUCCCACUGGGGGCUGCACAUCACUUUCCUGCUCUUGCUGUGCCAUAGGAGCCAAGGAAAGAAGAGCCCUUUUAGCACCUGUAGAGCUUGCCUGGCCAUUCCUGCACACUGUGAAUCCCACACAGCAGAGGGGCAGCACUCUGCCCUCAGCUUUGGGAUUCCAUGCAGUGUGGGUGACAUAUCCCUCUCCCAAAGCCAUGCCCUGGGGCAGAGUUACAUAUGGGGCUGGGUUCCCAGCCCUGCUCAGGCUUGGCAAUGUCCCAGGCUGGAUGUCAGGGGAACAUGUCAGGCCAUCCCUGCCCGUUCACAGCCCAGCAGAGAGGUGCUGGCACUGUCUGACAGCCCAGGCUCGGCAGCCCCCUCUGCCAUGUCCGUGCCAUUGGGGACGUGUCCCUUGUCCCUUCCCCUCUCUUGCUCUCCCAGCAGACAGCAUGCUCUCACCUUGAGGGGAGUGGAAAUGUCAGCUGGAAUGUGGGCUGGAAAAAAAAGAAAGCAAAUCUUGAGGCUCGUCCAAACCUACUCCUGUUUAUAUUGGAGCCUGGGAGUGACAUCAGAGCGAGGAGAGUAUAAACACCAGCAGGACCCACUCAGGGCUUUAAAGCCUGCAAACAUGAGGCUCCGGCUGGAGAAGCAGCUCCUCAUCCUCUCCCUGCUCUGCAUCCUCUCCAAGGUGUGCUGCCAGCUGUGCCGACGGCCGUGCUACUGCUCCCACGUGCUGCCCCGCUGCCCACGUGGGUCCCCCCUGGUCCUGGAUGGCUGUGGCUGCUGCAGGAUCUGCGCUCGGCGCCUGGGAGAGCCCUGCGACUUCCUGCAUGUCUGUGACCGCAGCCAGGGGCUCAUCUGUGACUACAGCUCGGGGACAGGAGGCACCUGCAACUUCGAAGACAACGAGGAGGGCUGUGAGGUGAACGGACGGCUGUACCGUGACGGGGAGGUGUUCCAGCCCAGCUGCAAGCUGCAGUGCCGCUGCCUGGACGGGGGCUUCACCUGCGUCCCGCUCUGCCAGGAGGACGUCCGCCUGCCCACCCCAGACUGCCCCUACCCACGGCGUGUGGACAUCCCAGGGAAGUGCUGCCCUGAGUGGGUCUGCGAGGCCGGAGAGCGGCAGAGCACUGGGGCAGCCCCCGCAGUGCCGUACCUCUGCCAGCCGUGGGGCACGGAGUGGAGCGUCUGCUCGGCCACCUGCGGCGUCGGCUUCUCCACCCGCGUCUCCAACCAGAACCGCUACUGCCGCCUGGAGACACAGCGGCGGCUCUGCGUGCUCAGGCCCUGCCCGGCUCUGCCGGCGGCAUCCCCUGUGGUAAGCGAUGGUGAUGCCGACACCUCCAGGCAGCAGCUUGGAGUGGGAAUGGGACAUCCCAGCCAACACCCCGUGCACGCCCCGUCAGCCCCCCAGCCGUGAGUCCUCCAGCAUCCACUGUCCCUACAUCACUCCGCUUUGCCUUUCCAGAGGGGAUGAGGAGGGUGUUUGCAGCUGCGCCCACCCUGGUUGUGUCCCACAGCCAAUGUUCCGGGACUGAGGCUGGCACACAUCUGUGACACCGUGGUUUUGGAGGAGAUGGAAGACACGUCCCUCGGGAAUCUGGGGGAGAACCGAUGGACUUCAGCUGCAGAAGAGGGUGGAAAUAGAGAACAAGAUCCCUACAACACACCUGUGUACUCUGCUGCCCCGGGUUGGGUUGCUGGGCAGCAGCACCCUGUUGUAUGAGAUGGGGAAAUCCUGCCAAGCACAAACACACCUGAGAAAAAGGGACGUGGUCCUUUCCCGGAUCGGAGAGGCUUCUGGAAAGGGCUGAGUGACGCUGCUGUGCCCAGCACCGCACACACAGCUCUGCUCUGCAGAAUUAGACCACUGUUGGGAUGCCCCUUGCCCCCCACGCUGGGGAUGGGGCUCGCUGCCCCACCACACCCGGACACCGGCAGAGGUGUUUUCCUGGCGGCAGCUCCCAUUUACCUUCCUCACAUCCCUCCAGGACAAACAGCUCCCUGCUCCGCCUGGCCGCCUGCUCUUCAAAGCCCGGCGGUUUGGCAGGGCUCUGGCAGGCGAGCAGCUCAGACGGAGGAGGCACCAGACAUACCGCCCCGCAUCCAAGUGCAUACCCCAAAAACUAAGGCCAGCAGAAAGGCAGGAGACGGGAAAACAAACAGCAGCGAUGAGCCCAACGGGCUGGGGCUGCUCCAGCGUGAGGAGCUGCACAGGAGAGCCGAGCGGCAGUGAACCCUUAAGGGCUGCUCAGAAACGAAACCCAAAUGCCCUCUAACGGCCUCGCAGCGAUGUGCAGAGCAGAGCGAGAAGGGCGGCGAGCAGAGCAGGCGAGACCGCGCAUCUUGGCUUUGCACCCCUGCAAUCGAAGCAUUGUGAACGUGAUUGCAGCACGGCCAGCAGCAGAGCCCAGCAGCUCCAGCAAGUGCUGGAAAUAAAUCAGUGUUGAAGGGUGUUGUCACCUCUUCGGGGGAAAAAAUAAAGGAGAAAAAAGAAAAAAAGAAAAAAAAAAAAAAGAGCCUUGCUGCUCAUGCACGCUGUUUACAAAGAGAAUUAUUUACUGACAUCAACCAUUCAUUUAGUGGGAUGGAGGGGAUGCAGGAGCCCCCAGCAGGCAGCACGCAGCACGAGGGACUCGACACCAUCGGUUUUCUGCCUCUGCAGUAGCUGUGCCAAAAACAGCAGUGGUGUGAAGCUCACAGAGACUUUAAAACCCACAAUGUUCCUCUGCUGACAUGGGUAAGGCACAACCACUGUACCAAACAUCCUGGGUUCAAGGCAGUUCAGUUUUCCGUGUGCUGAGAUGCGGCCCCCUGUGCUGGCUCAGCCCAUCCCAGCCACCCCACGCUGCUGGUGAAAUCCUAAAGGUCACUUUUCCAGCAGCAACCUGCAAUCUGUAUCUCAAACACAAAUGA